Molecule: messenger RNA, 399 nt
Organism: Penicillium canariense
Lineage: Eukaryota; Fungi; Ascomycota; Eurotiomycetes; Eurotiales; Aspergillaceae
Exons: 1
Coding region: 1-399 (132 amino acids)
Source: RefSeq, a predicted model, not a curated record
AUGUCAGAAUUGGCAUGGCAAUUUGGAAUCAACCACGCUCCUGUGAAACUGAAGGGCCAGCUUGGAAUUGUUUAUAUCUCCCUGUUCCUUCACGUCUUCAAUUUCGACCAGCAAGUGACAGUGGCUAAACCAGUUCUGGAUCUCAUGGCCGCUGAACCCGGGUCUAUGAUUGUCUGCCGAGUAGUCAUGUGCAGAGAUCAAGAUACAUUGAAUGCUACAACCGCUCGUCUUCCUUACUAUUACCACGACCUGGCUAGUUGGGGAAGGCUUUGGGAGCGAGUGCAGAAAGAGACAGGCAUCAAGCUGAACUUGGAAAGCUGGGAACAAGAGGAUGCUCUGGCCAAGAAACACCCUCUUCAAGGGAUUUACGUCCUCGGUUCCUCUAUUCGUCGGGAUUAA